Molecule: messenger RNA, 2534 nt
Organism: Durio zibethinus
Lineage: Eukaryota; Viridiplantae; Streptophyta; Magnoliopsida; Malvales; Malvaceae
Product: long chain acyl-CoA synthetase 4-like
Biological process (GO): fatty acid metabolic process
Cellular component (GO): endoplasmic reticulum; membrane
Molecular function (GO): long-chain fatty acid-CoA ligase activity
Source: RefSeq, a predicted model, not a curated record
UUCGAUCAGAUCUGAACUAUCUGUUAUACCGCUGAUUCAGAGUGGUCCUUUUUUUUUUCCUUCUCAUUUGCUCUACUCUCUCGUCGUCUACCAAAGUCAAAACUAGCUUUAAAAUUGAAGCAUUACACUAAGUAAAUUUCCAAACCAAUAAAAAAAUACGGCGUUUUUCGUCUGGCGGUCACCCACUGCCGCCUAAUUUCUUUAGCACUAUUUAUAUUCACAAAUUUUCUUCUCCACAUUCCUAAGGUCCAUAUAUAUAUGUGUGUAUAAAUAUUUGAAAGAGAGAAUAUAAAAAGGAAAAAUUCACGGCGUCUGAUUCUGACCAUUUUGAUCAAAAAUGGCUGGGAAGAGUUAUAUAAUCAAGGUAGAGGAAGGGAAGGCCGCCAGCGACGGAAGACCGUCGAUUGGCCCUGUUUAUCGCAGUUCUUUUGCGGACAAUGGAUUCCCUGCUCCGAUUCCUGGAAUGGAGAGUUGUUGGGACAUUUUCCGCAUGUCAGUUGAGAAAUAUCCUAACAACCGUAUGCUUGGUCGCCGGCAGAUUGUGAAUGGGAAAGCUGGAAAAUACGUGUGGCAAACUUACAAAGAAGUUUAUGAUGUGGUAAUAAAAAUCGGAAAUUCCAUCCGGAGUUGUGGUGUUGAGGAAGGAGAAAAAUGUGGUAUUUAUGGUGCCAAUUGCCCAGAGUGGAUAACAAGCAUGGAGGCCUGCAAUGCUCAUGGACUCUAUUGUGUUCCUUUAUAUGACACUCUAGGUGCUGGUGCUGUGGAGUUUAUCAUAUGCCAUGCAGAAGUUUCAAUUGCUUUUGUAGAGGAAAAGAAGAUUAUUGAGCUUUUUAAAACAUUUCCAAACUCAACAAAAUACUUGAGAACAAUUGUUAGCUUUGGAAAGGUAACACCCGAGCAGAAGGCAGAAGCUGAGAAGCAAGGUUUGGCAAUAUAUCCUUGGGAGGAAUUUUUGCAAUUGGGAGAAAAUAAACAAUUUGAUCUUCCGGUGAAGAAGAAAAGUGAUAUCUGCACAAUAAUGUAUACUAGUGGAACAACUGGUGAUCCCAAGGGAGUAUUGAUUUCAAAUGAUAGUAUCGUUACUCUUAUAGCAGGGGUAAAACGCCUGCUAGGGCGUGUAAAUGAACAGUUGACAGAGAAGGAUGUAUAUAUUUCUUAUCUUCCUCUUGCACAUAUCUUUGACCGGGUGAUUGAGGAGUUAUUUAUUUCACAUGGUGCCUCAAUAGGAUUCUGGCGUGGGGACGUGAAACUAUUGGUUGAAGAUAUUGGAGAGCUAAAGCCAAGUAUCUUCUGUGCUGUUCCUCGUGUGUUAGAUAGAAUCUAUUCAGGUUUACUACAGAAGAUUUCUGGGGGAAGCUUGUUGAAAAAGAAAUUGUUUGAUGUGGCAUACUCAUACAAAUUCUAUAACAUGAGGAAGGGCCGCAAACAUGGAGAUGCAUCUCCAAUUUGUGAUAAAGUUGUAUUUAGUAAGGUAAAGCAAGGAUUGGGAGGGAAUGUGCGGCUUAUUCUAUCUGGAGCAGCACCUCUUUCUGCUCAUGUGGAAGAGUUCCUGCGAGUGGUGGCAUGUUGUCAUGUUCUGCAAGGAUAUGGUCUGACAGAGACUUGUGCGGGGACUUUUGUCUCAUUACCUAAUGAAUUGUCAAUGCUUGGUACUGUGGGGCCUCCAGUACCAAAUGUAGAUAUAUGCCUGGAAUCUGUUCCUGAAAUGAAUUAUGAUGCAUUUGCAAGCCCGCCAUGUGGGGAAAUUUGUAUCAAGGGAAAUACCCUAUUCUCAGGCUACUACAAACGUGAAGACCUUACCAAUGAGGUCAUGAUUGAUGGGUGGUUCCACACAGGGGAUAUCGGUGAGUGGCAACCAAAUGGAAGCAUGAAAAUUAUUGAUCGAAAGAAGAACAUUUUUAAGCUUUCACAAGGGGAAUAUGUUGCAGUCGAGAACCUGGAGAAUGUUUAUGGUCUUGUGUCUGAUAUUGAUUCGAUAUGGAUUUAUGGGAACAGCUUUGAGUCAUUCCUUGUUGCUGUUGUUAACCCCAAUAAGCAAGCACUUGAAAGCUGGGCUGCCGGGAAUGGUGUAAGUGGUGACUUUGAUUCCAUCUGUCAAAAUCCCAAGGCCAAAGAGUUCAUUCUUGGGGAGCUCUCUAAGAUUGGCAAAGAGAAAAAGCUGAAAGGUUUUGAAUUUAUAAAAGCUGUCCAUCUUGACCCUGAGCCAUUCGACAUGGAACGCGACCUUCUUACCCCAACGUAUAAGAAGAAGAGGCCUCAAUUGCUUAAAUAUUAUCAGAGUGUGAUCGACAACAUGUACAAGAGUGCAAACAAGCGAAAUGCAUGACAAAAUACUUCCAAUGGAAUCCUAAAGGGCCAAUGGGAUGGUUCUGCGGUUCAGAUACUUGUAGAAGUUACGCUUUCUUUCCUUUUGGUUUGGACUGUAAAAAUAUGGUUUCUUCAUAUUCAAAAAUUGUUUAUCCAAAUGCAAUUCCCUUCCAUGGAGCUGCGGGAAACGUCACACAUGCACAUAUUACGUCAUUUUUUAAUACAAU